Messenger RNA from Ipomoea nil (Japanese morning glory), 3762 nucleotides. RefSeq names its product methyltransferase-like protein 1. Gene Ontology annotation, molecular function: methyltransferase activity; mRNA binding. The record is from RefSeq and is a predicted model, not a curated record. The coding region runs from base 292 to 3615 and encodes 1107 amino acids. Gene Ontology annotation, cellular component: RNA N6-methyladenosine methyltransferase complex; nucleus. The transcript is spliced from 7 exons. Lineage: Eukaryota; Viridiplantae; Streptophyta; Magnoliopsida; Solanales; Convolvulaceae.
AACUCCGAUAUCCCCAUUAUACCCUAUAGACUAAUAGACCUAGUUCCGAUUCGGACUUCCCUCUUUCCCAUUGCCUCCGCCUAAUAUUAACCACUUUCUCACCGACGAUUCAACUUUUGUCCCUCACCGUCGUCUUCUUCCGCCAUCCUCCGGCGAACGGAGUUGCUCCGCCGCUACGCCACUUCCAGUCUGAUGAUGUGUUGGAUUGGGUAGGGGCAUAGUUGAAUUGACUCAUAUUCUAUGUUGGAUUUAGUCCAAUAAAGAGAGAACUUUUCAGAGUAUUUUUUCUUAAUGACUUCACCUGAAGGACUAAGGACUUACAAGAAACAAGAUGUAGAUGAUUUAGAUGGAAAGACUGACAUGUUCAGAGAUGACGAUGAUGACUGGGAAGGGGACGCUAAACGAAAAUACAGGUCAAGCAAGUCAAGGAGAUCUGGCAUUACUGAAGAAUCUGAGGGCUUAGAUAGCAGUGGAAGAAAGAGAAGUAAUGUGGACAAAAGUGAGAGUCGCAAAAGAUCAGGUGGUUCAGGCAGAGUUGAUACUGAUGAGGAUGAAUAUGAUGCAAGAAAGGAGUCUCGCUCUAAGUCAAUGAGGAAGAAGCCUGAGGAGAAUACACUGGAGAGGUUGAGUAAUUGGUACCAAGAUGGAGAAACUGAGACUAAGCAUAACAACGGGGACAAAUCUGGGGGUGGAGGUCAUAGUCGAGCUGAUGAAAGUGACAGAAGGACAUCAAUUUCCAAAUUUUCUGAUAAUGAUGGUUCCCAAAACAGAAAUAAAGGCACAGAUGAAAGAAGGGAGAACAGCAAAGGAAAGAAUCAUGGAUCUUCUGAGCAUGGGCGUAACUCAAGGAAAAGAUGGGAUGAAUCAGAUUCUGUUAAAAAAGCUGAUGAAAGUGAGUAUAUAGAAAAUUUUGAUACUAGAAGUGGGAAAAUGGUGGACCCCAUAAUUGAGGGUCACAGAAACUCAAAUGAAGACAAAGAUGUUAAAUCACAGAACAGGGAGGAGAAAAGAUCUGACUAUGAAAGGGGCAAGAGAGGCAGAUUUGAAGCUGUAGAAGAAGAUAACAAAGGGCAUGCUUCUGCUCGUGAAGAGGAUGCUGCAUGGAUGAGGGAUAGGCGGGAAACAGACAGUGUCAAUAGGUCCAGGACACCUGAGAAGAGUGGGAAACAUUAUUAUGAUGGAGAAAAUUUUGAUAUGGAAUAUGAAAGAAGCACUCCUUCGAGGAAGAAAGAACAGGAAAAAGAUGGUUACAAGGAUGAUAGAUCAAAAGGAAGAGAUGAUGGCUGGAGUGACAGAAGCAGGGACCGUGAUGGUCCCAGAGAUGGGUGGAAGAGAAGACAAGGCAACUUUGCUGACAAAGAAACAAAAGAAGGUGGUUCAUCUUAUGACCAUGGAAGAGAGUGGGAGUUGAACAGAAGGGGUUGGAUGGACAAUGAUAGGCCUCGUCCUGGGGGUUGGAAAGAUGGGAUUAGGACUGAAGCUGUAAAAACCUCCUCUAAAUAUGGAAUUUCAAAUGAGAACUAUGAUGUGAUAGAGAUCCAAACUCGAUCUUUUGAUUAUGGCAGAGAUGAUGCUAAACCUACAUUUGCGAGGAAAAGUGAAGUCGGGCAACAUUCUGAUACCAGGUUGCCUCAGGAUGAUGAAAAGUAUGCAGUUUCAAGUGAUGAAAGGGGGAGAAAUGCCUAUGGAUCUGGGCAAUCUAGUGAAGAUUUUAAGGAUACACCAGGUGAUGGUGGUACUGCUUUAAAUCUAAAUUCAAGGAGAGAUGACAUUGAAUCUCAAGGGGAGAGAUCUAGAGGCCAAUCUGGUGAUUUGAUGAAUCAAGGAUCUGGUGGCCAAACUUCAAGUGGAGGUUCACAACCUCAUGGAAGUCAGGAGCCUUCUUCCUUCAAUAGAUCUGGUCCUCAAAGUGCUAGAGGAAUUAGACUUGGUAGAAUGGGACGAGGUAGGUCCACAGGGAGAGACAACCAUCAAGUAGGUAUUCAAAUGCCAAUGGUGGGGUCACCUUUUGGACCACUUGGAAUGCCCCCACCUUUGAACUCUAACAUGUCACCUGCUCCUGUUCCUCCUAUUUCCCCUGGUGUCUUCAUUCCACCAUUUUCACCGCCUAUUGUAUGGCCUGGAGCUCGAGGAGUCGAGAUGAAUAUGCUAGCGGUCCCACCUGGACCUUCAGGACUCCGGUUUCCCCCUAAUAUAGGAAACCCUCCAAAUCCCGGGAUGUAUUUUAAUCAACCAGGUCCUGGAAGAGGCGCACCUCCAAGUGUAUCUAGCCCAAAUUUUAACACUGGAAUGCCAGCUGGUCGUGGACAAACAGCAGAUAAAACCCCAGGAGGUUGGGUUCCUCCUAGAACUAAUGCACCACCUGGCAAAGCUCCUUCCAGAGGAGAGCAGAAUGAUUACUCCCAAAAUUUUGUAGACACUGGUAUGCGGCCACAAAAUUUCAUCCGGGAACUGGAGUUAACUAGUGUUGUUGAGGACUAUCCUAAAUUGCGAGAGCUCAUACAAAAGAAGGAUGAAAUUGUGGCCAAAGCUGCUUCUGCUCCUAUGUAUUACAAAUGUGACUUGCAUGAGCAGGAGCUUUCUCCAGAGUUCUUCGGUACAAAGUUUGAUGUCAUUCUUAUAGACCCACCAUGGGAGGAAUAUGUUCAUCGAGCUCCUGGUGUCACUGAUAAUAUGGAAUACUGGAAAUUUGAAGAAAUAAUGAAUCUCAAAAUUGAGGCAAUUGCUGAUACACCAUCUUUUAUUUUCCUUUGGGUUGGUGAUGGUGUUGGGCUUGAGCAGGGUCGUCAAUGUUUGAAGAAGUGGGGAUUUCGCAGGUGUGAAGAUAUAUGUUGGGUCAAAACAAAUAAAAACACUGCCACUCCGGGAUUACGCCAUGAUUCACAUACUCUGUUUCAGCACUCGAAGGAGCACUGCUUGAUGGGCAUUAAGGGAACUGUUCGUCGCAGUACAGAUGGCCAUAUAAUUCAUGCCAACAUUGAUACUGAUGUAAUUAUUGCUGAGGAGCCUCCGUAUGGAUCGACUGCAAAGCCUGAAGAUAUGUACCGAAUAAUUGAGCAUUUUGCUCUUGGCCGGAGAAGGCUUGAGCUCUUUGGUGAAGACCAUAACAUUCGGACAGGCUGGUUAACUGUUGGUAAAGGGUUAUCUUCAUCGAAUUUUAAUGCUGAGGCUUAUGUGCGGAAUUUCGCUGAUAAGGAUGGGAAAGUUUGGCAGGGUGGAGGAGGAAGAAACCCACCACCCGACGCACCUCAUCUUGUUGUGACAACCCCCGAAAUAGAAUCCCUUAGACCAAAGUCGCCUAUGAAGAAUCAACAGCAAAUGCAGCAGCAGCAGUCGACUUCCAUAUCUCUGACAACAGCCACCUCCAGCAACAAGCGGCCGACUGGAAAUUCUCCCCAAAAUCACAAUCCACAAAACGCGAACCAAGAAGCCUCUAGCUCUAACAUAUCGAACCAAGGUGGUCCCUGGGCGUCGCCUAUGGAAGGUUUUAGAGGAAGGGAAGGUGGACAGAUGACAGACGAUAGGAUUCUUGAUAUGUAUGCAUACAAUGCAUCUUUCGGACAGGUUAACCCCGAGUUCUUGGAUUACGAACCUCAUAGAGCAAUGAAUAUGUAGCGAAAUAACGCAUCAGAUGCCACCUUGUAUUCUUCAUUUUCCUUGUACACAAAAGACAUAAACGGCAGGGGAAUAGCUUCAAAUUUUUGUCUUUCUUCACUAGUUUAUUGAGUAGUGAAAUCAUCUCCUUUUAUUGUCUGCCUUUGC